This is a messenger RNA of Aspergillus calidoustus, 2610 nucleotides long. Lineage: Eukaryota; Fungi; Ascomycota; Eurotiomycetes; Eurotiales; Aspergillaceae. The record is from the annotation of a GenBank genome assembly.
AUGUACUUUCAGAAAACUGAGGAGCUUAGGUGGAAGCGCAACAGCGAAACUAGCGACGCGAUGGAUUUCCAUCCGACAUCAUGGGCGGACCUAGACCCCGACAAAUUUGAUGAAAUGCAAGAGUUGGCCCGACGCGGGGACUCUUUCACCCGCUUCAGAGCGGAGAAGAGGCGCGGGGCGCUGGUUAUCUCGGUGAGCAGUGCGACGCCAGGUGGUCCGCAUGUUUCGGCCGAAGCCAGGUGGUACGGGAUGGGCUCUGCUCUCUGCGACGAUAAGAAGACUUCGGAGACAUCGCAUCCCUCCUUUGAGCUCUACAAGAGAAAGACAUUCAUCCAGCGGCAAUCCGGAAAUUCGCUUGAGCAAACGACAUUCUUUGACGUUGAAAGCGAUCCCAACUAUGAGGGUGCGAACCCGGGAACAAUCACGAUUGAGGGGUUCGGACUCGAGUGCUGGGCGCUCAAGAUAACCUGGUGGGGGAAGUUUAUCCAGUCUGUUCGAGUCAGCACAUCCCCCAACCCGACGAUCCCUCUGGCCGGCCUCUUACGGAGGCUCGAUGAGCUGCGACGGAGCCCAGGGCUGCUGGGGCAGGAUUCAGUCCAGGAUGAGCUGGAUUUGAUAGAUCUUGUCGGGGACAUGGGCCGUCAAUAUGGGAUGCGAUCAUCUGGCCAUCAGCCAGGCUGGUGGAUUGAGAUGCUGUAUACUAAGCUAAAUAGGGCUGAUAUGUCCUCGCCAUUCAUUGAUGGCCGCACAGUGUCGGAGCGGUGGGCCGGCCCGCUUCAGCGUAGCGACCAGCAAAAGGAACUUGUCUUUCGGGAGAUACUUGUGGCGAAAGAGCUGGCGAGGCGGCUAGAUAAGUAUGGCGAACAAGCCACAAGCCAAGAUCUGACGCCUCAGAUACUGGGUGCUCUUAUUGCUGCUGAUCUCUGGGUUCAAAACGUGAGCAUUGUUCUUGGGGACAAGGACAUCGACACAGCGAGUCUCGCAGACCCCAUCACUCCCGAGGAAAGAUCUGAUGCCGAGGCGCUCAAAAGGCUAGGCAAUGAUGCGACUUAUGGACAUGACUACCCUCGUGCCUUGAGUAUGUACUCGCAGGCCAUCAAGAUCGAUUCGGGCAAUGCGAUUUACCGAAGUAACCGCUCAGCAGCGUAUUGCGCCUUGGACCAGUUCGAGGAAGCAGCUGAGGACGCAUAUAUAGCUGUCAAGAUAGACCCGACGUAUGCAAAGGCUUGGGCACGUCUGGGCAUGGCAUAUAUGAAGCUAAACCGUAGCAAGAAGGCUCGGAAGUGUUAUUCCCGUGCGGUUGAGCUGGCUGGCCCAGAUGUUACAGAGACCAUGAAACGAGGUCUCGCCGAGGCAGAAGCGAAAAUCAAGGCAGCUCUCGCAAAGGUCGCCGACGGAGAUAAAGUUACGCAGAGCCGUGCUGGAAAGGCCAUCCUUGACCAAGACUGGGAUCUAACAUUGAAGACAGUGAGAUUUCACUCGCUAGUCCACGAGCAGCAGGUGGCCGGACUUGUGUUGUUUGCGCAACAAAUGAACUGGCCCUACAUUGACGAAGUACGGGACUGCGUCGACAAGUUGUACAGUAGGAUACUGGCAGGGGAAGCCGUAUCCCCUCAUUUGCAAGACUGGAUUUAUGGCGUCGCACUCCCAGGGAAGUUCCUAGCCUUGACCAUUAUGUCUACGCUUAUUCUCUGCACGCCGUCUAUCAGCAAGACACUAAAGCUUUCAGCAUCCUGGGACUGGGGUCUGUCGCUGCCUCAGCAUUCGUACUGGCGCACUCGAACAGCCCUCGGCCGUGUCCUUGGAGCUCUUCCCGGAGUCAAAUCGCUCAAUGGCUGGAUUGGCCCCUGCCCGGCUGUUGAGUUCAUGCCCCCGGUCAAGGAUGCGGCAGGCCCAAGACAUAUCCAGCUCAAGGCCCAAGUAAUUCACUCACUGUGGUUCGAGAACGUUUGCCCAGGGGCCCCUCUGCCCAGAUUUGGGGCCGAAGACGACAGCUUCUUGUUCGCCGACGAGGAUAUAACGGAACCCGGACCCUACGACGACCGCGAUCUGUGGCAGGCACAGAUGAGCAAUCACGACUUCUGGAUCGUUCCCAUCACCCCAGGGCGGCGUCCAACCACUUGCGAGCUCAAAUCCAUCCAGCUAGAGCAAGUACCCAUCGACCGGGACCCGACGCACCUCCUGCCAAAGUGGCUGCAGGGGGUUGGCGUCGAGUCCAGCAUUCAAUGGGAAUACCGCGCGAACCUUGUCUUCCAACUCAGUAGCGAAAAGCCAGCGGUGAGAUAUACCCUCAACACGAACCCUGUUUUCGUCACUCUUCCACCGUGUAGCGGCGGUCCCCAUCGGGUCCAUAUGCAGGCGUUUGCGCGGUAUUCGCACUGGUAUACGGUGGAGAGGUUGAGACAUGAGCAGCCUCCAGCUCUUAUGCAGCCUGACCGCCCUUUUGUUGUGAAUGCAACGGGGAAGGGGGAGGAGCUGCUUGCGCGGGCGUGGUGCGCGCAGUGGGGGAGAAAUGCGGUGGUUCGGACGGAGGGAGGGCCGUGCUUCGCGUGUGCUGUACGAUCAGCUGGGAGAUCGGGACUGGGAUUUGGUGUGCUUAUUUGGGCUUGA